UGGAAACGAGUGAAAAUCUCAUAUGAGAGACAUGUCAUCAUGGAGGGAUUUUGUUAGCGAAAAUCAUGAAAGUUCUUCGUUAUUUUGUUGGUACAAAAAGAAAACAAUGGCAGUUUCUCAUCGCUUGUGCUUUUUUAACAAUUAUUUGUUAUGUUACGUGGGUUUUUGAAGGACAAAAUGCAAAGAGCGGACAUAUUAGAUUAAUAUUUAAAAAUGUGUCCAAAGUGAUGGCGUCCACAAGACAUGAACUACACAGCUACAGGUAUGAAUUAGAUCAAGGAAAACUCACAUCACAAUCAAUUGAAGAUACAGCUCGCAAACAACUGCAAGUUCGUGUAGAUACGGUGAAGGGAAGGAGAAAAACAAGCAUGGUAUUUGUCAACAACAAAGCACUAGAUGAAAUAAAAUUUCAACGAGUUUCACCCAAUGUUCAUAUAUUUUACUACAUUUGGUAUGGGAACCCCAAAACAGAUGGCAAAUACAUACACUGGAAUCACAAAUACCUGCCACACUGGAGAAAAGAAAUAGCUAAAAGGUUCCAGAAUGGGGCUCACAUCCCUCCCGAUGAUAUUGGAUCAGACUUUUAUCCACAACUUGGCUGCUACAGCUCAAGUGAUGUGAGUACGAUAAAGAAUCAUAUGGAACAGAUACGUUCUUCAGGAGCAGGAGUAGUAAUUGUAUCCUGGUAUCCUGCAGGUAAAGCUGAUGAUCAAGGGAUCCCUGUUGAUGGACUUGUGCCAAAGCUUCUAGAUAUUGCUCAUGAUUUUGGUCUUAAAGUUACUCUACAUAUUGAACCAUAUAAUGGUCGUAAUGAAGAAACUCUAAGGAAAGAUGUAAUAUACAUACAUGAAAACUACUUCAAACACCCAGCAUUUUAUAAACAUAGAACUCGUGAUGAUCUUUUACCCUUGUUGUACAUAUAUGACUCUUACCAUACAUCACCACAGGAAUGGGCUGAAUUAUUAAAACCUGAGGGUAGACUGACCAUAAGAAAUACAAGAUUUGAUUGUGUGAUGAUUGCGUUAAUUGUUGUUCACGAUAGGGAUUUUAUAACUAUUGGUGGCUUUGAUGGAUUUUAUACAUAUUUUGCUGUGAAUGGGUUUACCUAUGGUUCACGUUGGAGUGCAUGGUCUGCUCUAGCAUCAUUUGCAACCCAAACUGAUACAAUCUUCAUUCCUAGUGUUGCUCCUGGCUACACUGAUAUAAGUAUACGUCCAUGGAAUUAUGAGAACACUAGAUCACGAAAUAAUGGCGAAUAUUACCGAAGGAGCUUUCAAGCAGCUCUUGCUGUUCAGCCAAAAAUCAUUUCCAUAACAUCAUUUAAUGAGUGGCAUGAAGGCAUGCAAAUUGAAACAGCCAUUCCUAAAUCAAGAAAUCAUGGUUUUAGCUAUCAUGAUUACUUUCCAAAUCAACCUGACUAUUAUCUUAAAAUUACUUCAAAAUAUGUUGAAAGACUUUUGUCAAAGAAACAGGAUGGCAACUAAAAUAUUAGUCAGCUGUGUAUAGUACUUUUCCUUUCAAUAAUGUAACACUUACGUUUUUACAUGAAAUUUUAUGAUAAAAGCAAUGGAAAA
Messenger RNA from Xenia sp. Carnegie-2017, 1574 nucleotides. Its product is annotated as glycoprotein endo-alpha-1,2-mannosidase-like. Lineage: Eukaryota; Metazoa; Cnidaria; Anthozoa; Malacalcyonacea; Xeniidae. Gene Ontology annotation, cellular component: Golgi apparatus. The record is from RefSeq and is a predicted model, not a curated record. Gene Ontology annotation, molecular function: alpha-mannosidase activity.